Pimephales promelas (fathead minnow) is the source of this 1921-nucleotide messenger RNA. It is a transcript of the gene pgap2, whose product is annotated as post-GPI attachment to proteins 2. NCBI's taxonomy places the organism in Eukaryota, Metazoa, Chordata, Actinopteri, Cypriniformes, Leuciscidae. The record is from RefSeq and is a predicted model, not a curated record. Gene Ontology annotation, biological process: GPI anchor biosynthetic process. Gene Ontology annotation, cellular component: endoplasmic reticulum membrane; Golgi membrane.
AUUUUGAAAUCCAUUGGCUUCGCGGAACCGGAAAUGUUUGAGAAUUGCACUUUCACAAACACAUCCAGACCUUUUCUUUUACUGUCGGACCUAGAAUUUUAACAACCUUUUAUUCGAAUUAAAUGAUUAACUGCUUACGUAUCGUUAAAGGAUUGAACGUCGCUUAAUUUAGAGGUCGACUGCUUUUAAACCAAGCGACAGAGAGCCGGAGGUGAGCGAACGGUCACUAAGCAUGGAAGUUAAUCAAAGCCCUCAUCCACAGCCUCUUUAAAUCCGCAACUUCAGCUCGGACUGAAGUUAGAGACUCUGUCAAUACGUCACUGUUCUCGCAAUGGACUGAAUAGCAUCGGUUUGGAGCUGUUGACCCAUCGGGAGCUGUAAUUGGUUAACGGGAAGAUGCAACAGGUCCCGUACGGAUCUGUGGAUCGAGACAAGCCUCUCUUCCGUGUGCCUUUCACCCGGUUAGCGGUGAUCACAGUGUGUCUGCCGCUGCUCGGCCUCAUCGCCUGCGUCGUGCUGGCUCUACUCUACCAUUACAAUGACUCUACCUACACACACUGCCAGGUUGCUAACUACCUCCCGUCCAUCAGCGCAGCCAUCAGUCUGACACCAGAGCGCUACAUCUGGCGUUUCAGCAUUGGCCUUCAUUCUGCCCCACGCUUCCUGGUGGCGGCAGCAUAUUUCAGCUUUUACCGUGGACGCUUUUCCAGGAGGCUGAAGGAGCAGCUUUUGAGUGUCCUCACAUUCCUCUUAGCUUUAAGUGAAAAUGUUGGGCUGCUUCUGCUCACUUACGUCUCCUCCACCGAGACCUACAGUGUCCAUAAGAGCGGCUUCAUCGUGUUUAUUGGCAGUUCUCUGUUACACAUGUUGUGCACCUGCAAGCUGUGGUCAGUGAUAGCGAAGAAUUCCCUUAGUGCAGAGGAGAUGAGGUCACACCGCCUGAAGCGCCGCCUCUUCCUCUUCAACUGUUGCAUCUGUCUGUUGGCUGUCUAUUUCUACAGGCGACACAACAAGUACUGUGAAGCAGGAAUUUACUCAUUGUUCGCCGGCUGUGAGUAUCUGGUGGUGCUGUCCAACAUGGCCUUCCACAUGACUGCCUACUGGGACUUUGGAGGUAAGGAGGUGAUGGUUGCAACACCUCCAGAGGGAAAGCGCUUCUGACACAGGAACUGAAUACUUGCAUCAUCUCCUUGAAACUUAAGACACUAGGGUGAGACUGACUGAUCGGAGCAUGUACGACUGUUUACAUCACAGUGUUUGAUUAACUUUAAUACAGGUGUCUGAUCAGAUCAUUGUCAGUUUUUGUGCUAUAUAAAAUAUUUUAAUCAGGCUGAUUAUGCCUUCAAAAUCGUUUAGUCAUCUAUCUAAUAUCUAUACUGUUAUCACUUUCAAAUCUCCUCAUAAACCAAAAUGUGACGUGACAUGUCUGUCUCUUACUAAUUGGUUGUCAAACAUUGUAACGUUUUAAAUGCAUAUUAUUUAUGAAAUAUUUGCAAAUGUGAAAGGAGACUGAAGUCGUGUCAGGUGGUUUUUGCAGCUGCCGUUUCACAAAAGUGCCGCAUCGAGCAUAUACACAUUCAGUUCAGUCACACCACUCUUUCUUUGUGACGCUGGUGUAAAUCAUGUGAAAAGUCAUUGUAAGCUGCCUUUUGCACAGCAUUUCAGGUCUUUAGCGGCUAAAGAGCAUUAUAUGUUUGUUCAUAUUUCUAGUGCAGUUCUUGAUCAUGAACGACCUGUGCCCUUAGUGAACGUGAUGUUGCCAUUAGCUGAACGUUAAAACUGGUUAAGCGCAAUAUGACAUGUUACCCAUAUUUCGUAGAACACCAGUUGUUGUGAACAUGAUUUCAUAUUGCAAUGCUUUUUACGAUGUACCAAAAUCCUGUUUUUAAAUCGUUGUGAAAUAAAUAUUUCGAUGGAAAAA